AUGGGAGUCCACCCCGAAGCCAGCAAAUCCCCAGUUGACAUCCCCAAAAUGUCCAGCACCUGCUCUCGGAGUAUCUUCUGCAACAUCAAGGUGUUUGUGCUGUGCCACGGGCUUCUCCAGCUCUCCCAGCUCCUCUACAGCGCCAACUUUAAGAGCAGCCUCACCACCAUUGAGAAGCGCUUUGGGCUUUCCAGUCUCUCUUCAGGUUUCAUCUCCAGCUUGCAUGAGAUUGGCAACGUGGUCCUCAUCAUCUUCGUCAGCUACUUCGGCAGCCGGGUCCACCGCCCGCGGGUGAUCGGGCUGGGGGGGCUGCUGCUGGCUCUGGGAGCCUUCCUGGUCACCCUGCCACACUUCCUAUCAGACCCCUACGAAUACACCACACUUAGCGCUGGUAACAAAAGCCAGGUCCAGGCUGAACUCUGCUAUGCAGAGAAUAAGUUUGUGUGCCCUAACGCCACCCAGGACCCCCAGAAGGAGGCCAGCAGCAUCUGGGCCAUGAUGGUCAUCGCCCAGCUGCUGGCUGGAAUCGGGACGGUUCCCAUCCAGCCCUUUGGGAUAUCCUACGUAGAUGACUUUGCGGAAGCAAACAAUUCCCCGCUGUACGUUGCCAUCCUCUUUGCCAUCGCUGUGUUCGGCCCUGCUUUUGGAUACUUGCUGGGAUCCGUGGUGCUGCGGCUCUUCGUGGAUGUCGGAAGAGUUGACGUUGCUACGGUGGCCCUGACACCGAAGGACCAACGGUGGAUUGGAGCCUGGUGGCUGGGACUGCUGAUCUCCUCGGGCUGCUUGGUGCUCACAUCCAUUCCUUAUUUCUUUUUCCCUCGGUACAUGCUGAAAGGAGAG
Messenger RNA from Mesitornis unicolor (brown roatelo), 840 nucleotides. RefSeq names its product solute carrier organic anion transporter family, member 2A1 (gene SLCO2A1). The annotation marks the transcript as partial. Gene Ontology annotation, biological process: sodium-independent organic anion transport; prostaglandin transport; transmembrane transport. Lineage: Eukaryota; Metazoa; Chordata; Aves; Mesitornithiformes; Mesitornithidae. Gene Ontology annotation, cellular component: membrane. Gene Ontology annotation, molecular function: prostaglandin transmembrane transporter activity. The record is from RefSeq and is a predicted model, not a curated record. The transcript has 6 exons.